Messenger RNA from Mauremys reevesii (Reeves's turtle), 803 nucleotides. RefSeq names its product signal recognition particle 9 (gene SRP9). The record is from RefSeq and is a predicted model, not a curated record. Lineage: Eukaryota; Metazoa; Chordata; Testudines; Geoemydidae. The transcript has 3 exons. Gene Ontology annotation, cellular component: signal recognition particle, endoplasmic reticulum targeting. Gene Ontology annotation, molecular function: 7S RNA binding. Gene Ontology annotation, biological process: negative regulation of translational elongation; SRP-dependent cotranslational protein targeting to membrane. Bases 146 to 406 code for a protein of 86 amino acids.
GACAGUCUGUUCUUGCCACCCAUUAGAGAGGCGCGAUACAGCGCUUCACCCCGCCCCCCAGCGCCAUCUUGCUGCGUGUGCGCUAGGGAGGGAGUGCUGAGCUGUAAGAGUGACUCCGAGCCGGCCCGGAGGAGCUGUUCCCGCCAUGCCGCACUACCAGACCUGGGAGGAGUUCACCCGUGCCGCCGAAAAGCUCUACCUCGCCGACCCCAUGAAGGUGCGUGUGGUUCUUAAAUACCGACACUGUGAUGGGAAUCUGUGUAUCAAAGUAACAGAUGAUGUAGUUUGUCUGCUAUAUAGAACAGACCAGGCUCAAGAUGUAAAGAAGAUUGAGAAAUUCCACAGUCAGCUAAUGCGACUCAUGGUAGCUAAGGAAUCCCGCAGUGCUGCCAUGGAAACGGACUGAAUUGCUGAAAAUAAAAUGAAAGCUCCAGUCAUAUUUCAUGGAAGAAAAUACCACUUGGAUUUGAGCAAACAUUGGGACAGGAGAUGUUUUAUGUAACAAAGUGGACUAUGAAAAGUCUGAAGCACUUUUUGCCCUACCCUAGACACCACUUCAGAUAACUAGGAAAAUAAAUGCUUUCAGUUGAAAGCCUCUAUUUAUUUUUGAAAAUUAAGCAAGAAAAAUAUAUCCUCCAUGGAAAACAUUCUUACAAGUUUUGCUUAACAUACUUUAACCUGUAAAUAUUUUCUUUUGUAAAUCUACAGUACUCUAAUUUGAAAGUGAAAGGAAAAAAGUGUAUCCCUCUGGAAAGUGAGAGCAUGUCUUCAUGUAGAUUAAAUUGAUCUUAUUUGCAUUCAUA